CAGUGACACAGGAGGGGGGUACCCGAGGUAGAGCGCGCAUAAGCCCGCUGGGAGCAACGUCACUCCCCUUGACAUAUUAACCGCUGCCCACUGCGAGCGCACAGCACAGCACAACCGCGCGCGUCUGGAUCCCAUCCAUCCUCGACACGAAAUGCGUUGCGAACUGAGCCACACAAACCUCCCCGGUUCCGUGCUACUCGGCGAGGAGGCAUUUAAACGCACGGGCACCCAAGCGGGCUGAAGAAGUCCGCGACCAAGUGCGCAGGUUAGUCUGAGGAGGGAAAGUGCGCUGCGCGUCGAGCAUGGUCAAGGAAACGGCACAAAGAGACAACAUUGGCAACUUCGGGAUUUACUUGUAAAGGCGCUUUUACUGGAGAUCUGGAAAUAAUCUUUAAAUAAUCAUGCCUGUAAGAAGAGGUCACGUUGCGCCACAAAACACGUUCCUUGGAUUAAUUAUUCGGAAAUUCGAGGGUCAAAACCGAAAAUUUAUAAUAGCCAAUGCCAGGGUGGAAAAUUGUGCUAUAAUCUACUGCAACGAUGGCUUCUGUGAGAUGACAGGCUUCUCCAGGCCAGAUAUCAUGCAGAGGCCCUGCACCUGUGACUUCCUUCAUGGAGACCUGACAGACAAGGAUGCCAUCAAGCAGGUGACUCAGGCUGUGCUUGGGUCUGAGGAGCGCAAAGUGGAGAUCACCUACCACCGGAAGGAUGGGUCUGAUUUUCAGUGCAGCACUCACAUAAUCCCAGUGAAGAACGAAGAAGGCGUGGUGAUGAUGUUUAUCAUGAAUUUUGAACAUGUCGUGGACGAGGGAAGUGACAACUCAACCGAGAAUAUAAGCCCCACAUCCCCUACAAGGUCAGAUCUACGAAGAAGUAGAUUCUUCCGCUUCCGUCAGGCUGCUUUGAGCUUAAUGAAUACCAACAAGCAGUCUCUUCCGCAAGAAGACCCAGAUGCUGUGAUGGUGGACUCUCCCAAAGAAGAUGAGGACUCAGUGGCUUUGGACAGCUUUCCUUCACCCACAAAGAGCGUUUGCAGUCCUACUGAGGUCAAUGACACGCAUGCCCUCAUAAGCUCAAGUCACCACUGCUCCCAGACCAGCAUCGGCCCAGAACCACUCGAUCAUUCGUCUCUCAAACUCCCCUGGGAAAAGCUGUACCAGACAGAGUCACACCAGUCCUCCACAUCGCUUUCAAACACCUUUCCCAGAGGAAGCACCAGCAGCAUGAGGAGAGCCUCAUCCAUCCAUGAAAUUGAAGGUUAUAGCUCCAACUCCAAAAGCGUAUUUGGAGAUCGGCAAACAGGUGAAGGCCCGUUUAACCAUGUGAAGUCCAGUUUGCUUGGCUCUACCUCCGAUUCGAACAUCAACAAAUAUAGCACUAUCAGUAAGAUUCCACUGAUUGCACUCAACUUCUCCGAGGUGACUGAUAAAAAGACUCAUUCUCCUCAGACAUCUGAGAAGACCAUUAUAGCCCCAAAGGUCAAAGACAGAACGCACAAUGUCACAGAAAAGGUCACACAGGUCUUGUCUCUCGGAGCUGAUGUGCUGCCGGAGUACAAACUCCAGACACCUCGCAUUGAUAAGUUCACCAUCCUCCACUACAGCCCUUUCAAAGCUGUCUGGGAUUGGCUGAUCCUGUUGCUGGUCAUCUACACGGCGAUCCUCACUCCAUACUCUGCUGCAUUUCUCCUGAAUGACCAAGAAGAGCAGAAGAGGCGGGAAUGUGGAUACUCUUGCAGCCCUCUUAAUGUUGUAGAUUUAAUGGUGGACAUCAUGUUUAUUAUUGACAUCCUCAUAAACUUCAGAACCACUUACGUCAACCAGAAUGAGGAGGUUGUCAGCCACCCAGCUAAGAUAGCGAUCCAUUAUUUUAAAGGAUGGUUCCUCAUAGAUAUGGUUGCAGCAAUCCCAUUUGACCUUCUAAUCUUUGGCUCAGGAUCAGAUGAGACAACCACACUGAUCGGUCUAUUGAAGACAGCGCGGCUCCUGCGAUUGGUGCGUGUGGCGAGGAAGCUGGACCGAUACUCUGAGUAUGGAGCCGCAGUGCUGAUGCUGCUCAUGUGCAUCUUUGCUUUGAUUGCCCACUGGUUGGCCUGUAUCUGGUAUGCCAUUGGUAACGUGGAGAAGCCAUACUUGGACCACAAGAUUGGCUGGCUAGACAACCUGGGUGUGUCCAUAGGAAAAAGAUACAACUACAGUGAUCCUAACUCAGGUCCCUCCAUCAAGGACAAGUACGUGACAGCUCUUUACUUCACCUUCAGCAGUCUGACAAGCGUUGGCUUUGGAAAUGUUUCUCCAAACACCAACUCAGAGAAGAUCUUCUCCAUAUGCGUCAUGUUAAUUGGUUCCCUCAUGUAUGCCAGUAUUUUUGGAAACGUCUCUGCAAUCAUUCAGAGAUUGUACUCAGGGACCGCCCGCUAUCACGCUCAAAUGUUACGGGUCAAGGAGUUCAUCCGCUUUCAUCAGAUUCCCAACCCUCUGAGGCAACGGCUGGAGGAGUACUUUCAGCACUCAUGGACCUACACUAACGGCAUUGAUUUGAACACGGUGUUAAAAGGUUUUCCUGAGUGUCUGCAGGCAGAUAUUUGCCUUCACCUCAACAGAAACCUGCUUAAUGACUGCAACGCUUUCCAAGGAGCCACCAAGGGGUGUUUGAGGGCUUUGGCUAUGCGCUUCAGGACCACUCAUGCACCUCCUGGAGACACUCUGGUCCACAGCGGGGAUGUUCUGACUGCUCUCUACUUCCUGUCUCGCGGCUCCAUUGAGAUCCUGAAAGAUGACAUUGUUGUGGCCAUCUUAGGAAAAAAUGACAUUUUUGGAGAAAUGUUUCAUCUUUAUGCCAAGCCGGGGAAGUCUAACGCGGAUGUGCGAGCUCUGAGUUACUGUGACCUGUGCACCAUUCAGAGGGAGGAUCUGCUGGAAGUGCUGGAUAUGUACCCAGAAUUUGCAGACUAUUUCUUCAACAACCUGGAGCUUACAUUCAACCUCAGAGAUGAACCCACAAAGCCCUGUGAUGAUGAAGAAUGUGAACCAGAUGGCGAGGCCAAUAAACCCAUAAAAAGAAGAAUCUCUUUCACGCCAGGUUUACCCAAAGAAAUGGAUGAAGGUGAUCAAAAAAGAAGAGGCUCUAGCUCAUGUUUAAAGAGAAGUUCAGUGGUCCUGGGUUCUUCAUCACUCAGUGUUCCAGCCCUGGACACAGAGCUUACUCACAGAGAUGGCUUGGAGGUAACACCAUCUGUUGAAGAUCUGCAGAGUGAUAAAUGGGCCUGCAAGAAACCUGCAGACUAUCUGGAUGAGUCGGCACAUUUCCAGGACCUCCGUGAGUAUGAGAACUCUGCCAGUGAGGUCACAUAUGGAGAGGUGGAACAGCGCUUAGGUCAGCUUCAGGAUCACUUAAACAGGCUGGAGUCCCAAUUGAUAUCAGAUAUCCAGUCCAUCCUGCAGAUGCUGCAGAGACAGUCGACUCCGGGACCCCCCGCCUACAGCACUGUGACUGCCAGUCUGGACUAUCACAGACCUGCUGUAAAGGUUCAACCAGCUGUUCAGACGGCAAGCAGCUUUUUCAGCCAUACAGCAACUCAAGGCCCCAGCCAGAAACUGGAGAGCACAAUUCAGGAAUCCAAAGACUCUGUGUGCAGCUCAGCCGUCGUGAGCGCACCCCCUGAUGGCAGCCUUGCAGCAUUUUUUGAGCAGAGACAUACAGAUCCACAGCAACAAACUGCAUUGAUCCCUCUUCCAGCUGAAAGCUCAUCUUCCUUCUUUUGCUCCGCGACACCCUCCGACCCCGACCACAACGUCAUUGGCCAGCAGAGACCAGUGUCAGAGCCAGAAUUUCCAAGGUUGUAGUCCAAUCAAUAGCGCCUUCCUCUAACUCUGAGGUUACUAUACUGUUAUUUCUGAGUAGCACCUUUUUGAUAUGUAUGAGCAUGCUGGUACAGCCAUCUGUAUUGCCUGUUUAAAGUGGCUUUGUUAUGGAAUAGAGAUUUUCUUCUGGUGUACAUGUUAAGAAAACAGACUUCACGGGGAGCCAAACAGCUGCAGCAAACUUCAUACCUUAUCUAUGUUAAACCAAGAUCCACUUUCAUCAUCAGUCGUUGUUAAUACUGUAUGUGCAUGGAGAUACCCAUAUGUGUAAGCUUUCUGAGAAUAUUACUAUCAAGUUACAGUUUCUACUUAAAUUCAGGGAUGCUGGUAACAGGGCUUCACUUAGUUGUGCUAGGAUUUGACAAACAUAACUGACAUCCUGUUUCGAUUGGGCUUUGUGUCUAUUCAUUUAUGUAUUUGUCCGUUUGUUUUUAAUAUAACUAAGAUGCAGCUUUUCAAUGUCUUCAGAGUUCAGACUGGAGACAGCCAUCAAGCCGGGUGGCUUGUCGUACAGUUAGAUUUCCUCACUAUAUUCAGAAAAAAAAACCUCUGACAAUCAGAAAGACGAGCCUCUGCUCUCCCUUCUCUGAACAAGACGAGCUGCAUGCAGCUAUACCUCACACAGAGAGAACCAGCUUCUUAGCAGCUGGGAGACGGGCUGCUUUUAUCCAGCAGCGACCCAGGAUCGGUUUCCUGUAGAACAUGUGGAAUUGGCUGAAAACAGUUGGAGACAGACUCAUCCCGAAAUGUGAUUCUUGAGCUGGCUGACUCCCCAGCACGCAAUUAACAGCAUAAUUGUCAUCUGUCCAGGAAGAUAUAAAAAGAUUUGUGGUCUUGCACGCUUAGCUGUGACGCUCGACCCAUCUGAUAGAUAGAAAGGGUGAGAGUAACAGCAGUUUAACACGAUAACUUUAUUUGAGGACAAAAUCUGGAAAAGAAAACUAUUAUUACCAGCUAGUCAGCAGUUAGGCUCUUUUGUUUAGAAAGAAAAAGAAAGCAUCAGCAGAAGAUCAUAAAUAUAGGUUACCUAUAUAAAACCAGGUGCUGGUAGAAGAAAACGGGAGUAAACUAUCCACAGUCGUACUCACUGUCAGAUUGCUGGUUGAUCACUCAGUGUGUUGAAGAUCUGAGUCAGGCAAGAAAAGAUGGAAGUUUGGACUGCAGAUCAUGAGCGCUGAAUGGUGACAGUCUAUCACUGUUUUCAAGGUCUGCUGGCAAGCCAGCGAGCACAGAUGGUUGUUCCAGCUGCUGACCUGAGCAGCCUGAGACAACGGAACAAGGAUGGGAGCCAAAAGUAGGGCCCCGCUCUGCUUUGUGUCCUCGUUGCCAUCAGCUGAGUUAUGAGAACCUGACUUUUUUACAACAGGAAAACAACCACAGACAUUUUUCUUCCAGCUUAUGUAACUGCUGCACAGCAAUCAGGACUUUGGGAACCGUAAAUUUGCUGCUCUGCUCACAGAUGUAACUGAUGUUGCAGUGCAUUAAAGGUGUAGGUUACAUGUGCAAACAAUUCUCUGCAAGAUCUGGAGUACACAAUAUUUUGACAAAAGGGUGAGGAGAGUUUUUUUAUCUGUUUGCUUGCCUGUCUUCUCUGAAGUGUGACUCAGGGUUUAUGGACAAUUGGACUGCAAUAUACACUACGAUAUCAGUAUAGUAAUUGUCUUUCCAUGAUGUGCAUUACUACUUCAACCCCUGAUGUCCAUCUACUGUACAGCAUUCAUCACACACAUCAUACAUGCUUGUUUGUGCAAAUGCAACAUGCAGAUUGCAGGACUUCUGCAGUUUUCCUAAAGUCGGACCUCUGACAUUUUUCUCUUAUAUAUAAAAAUGGAGCAGACGAAAUGCUUGUGUGUAAAUAUGCAUCUAAAACAGAUAUGAGAUUUACUUUUUUUACUGUAAAGAUGUUUUUUUUGUUUGUUUUUUGUUUUUGCUUAAAUGAUCUAAAAUGCAAUUAUUUCAAUGGAGAAUUUAUUAUUUAUUUCCAGCGUUUAAGGGGGACUAUUUAAAGAUAAUAGUGAUGACCAAAACAAUAAAUCCAACUGACUAUGACUCAACCACACCCUCAAAAAUAAAGAAACUCAAGAAUUAUUCCCUUGUUUAAAUGAAAAAAUUAAGAAUUAUUCAUAACAUAAUAUAUAUCAUUAAUAAUUCAAGUAAAUUUAUACUGUCUAUGAGUCUUAUAUAUAACAAGAUGAUACAAAAUGAUUUGAUCUCUUUGUAAAUAAGGAUGAGGGAAUAAAUCACAAGUUUUUGUUAGGUCUUGUGCCUAUACAAUCCAAACAUUUAAUUUUAAGAAGUAAAAUUUGACAUGUAUCAAUAAAUACUUUCCCUAUGAAGUUUCACCGUGAUGUACAUAAAGGGUAAAAAAAAUGGUGUGACUGUAAAUACAUCUCAAUGCAAGAUGUAAACAGUCUUUUUUGUUUUUUGAAAAAAUGCGUUUUAUGAGAGAUUCUGUAAUAAUAAAGUUGUGCAUAAACUUGUUUUGAAACUCCUGAAGCAAUAAAUGAAACCACAGUCA
This is a messenger RNA of Oryzias latipes (Japanese medaka), 6378 nucleotides long. RefSeq names its product potassium channel, voltage gated eag related subfamily H, member 7b (gene kcnh7b). Gene Ontology annotation, cellular component: plasma membrane. Gene Ontology annotation, biological process: potassium ion transmembrane transport; regulation of membrane potential. NCBI's taxonomy places the organism in Eukaryota, Metazoa, Chordata, Actinopteri, Beloniformes, Adrianichthyidae. Gene Ontology annotation, molecular function: inward rectifier potassium channel activity. The record is from RefSeq and is a predicted model, not a curated record.